UAGGAUUCCCACAUAUUCAUGUGUCAUCAAUCAAGAUCUUAAUACAGGUAGCAGUGUUGAUAACCAAAAUAAUGAUUAUACUGCAACUUCUGGUGUCAAGAAUUUAUUUGCUACGUUUAACGAGGCUGAUGAUCAGAGACAAGCAGUAAAUGAAAAUGAUCAAACUGGAUUCCUUCCCAUUGAAAUGUGGAAAUGGUAUCUGUCACUAGGGCCACCAUCUGUGCAGUGUAGCAAGUGUAAAGCACUUAUGUGGAAUUUGGAGAGAAACAAUAAAUCGAAUAUGAAUGCUGCUCCAACAUUUUCGUUAUGUUGCAAAAAUGGAGCUGUCUUGCUCCCUCCAGAAGAAUUGCCACCAGAGCCCUUGGCAUCUCUUUUAAAUGGUGGUAGUAACUCCGCACAUUUUAGGCAAAACAUUCGAGUAUAUAACAACAUGUUUGCAAUGUGUUCGAGUGGAGGGAAAAUUGAUCACGGAAUAAACAAGGGUGGUGCCCCUUACUGUUUUAAGAUCAGAGGCAUGAACAUGCAUUUCAUUGGUAGUUUGUUGCCUCCUGAUGGGGAACACCCAAAAUUUUGCCAGCUGUAUAUAUAUGAUACAAACAAUGAGUUAUCCAAUCGUCUUGAUAUUGUUGGUGCUUCCAGAGACCAGGUCAAUAUUCAGAUUGUCCGUGAACUUUCAGGAAUGUUAGAUCAACAUAAUAAGCUGGUUAGAUAUUUCCGUACUGCAAGGGAAAGAUUCCACAAUAAGGAGUUGGAAGAAUUUAAACUUAUACUUAUAUCGAGCUAUGCUGAGAAUGGUCGUCCCAACCUUAUAGGUCCCUCCAAUGAGGUUGCUGGACUGAUUGUCAACCCUGAUGCUGACACAUCUGCUGUCCGUGAUGUUGUUGUGGAGACGCGUCACGAGGGUUUGAAGAGGGUGUUCGAGAUUGAUGCAUUUUUUAUGCAGCUACAGUUCCCGCUUCUUUUUCCUUUCGGAACGGACGGAUACCACAGGGAAAUACCACUUAUGAAGACUAAGAACACGCCCAACCAGACUUCCGAAGAUAAUCAUGAGUCUGAGCUUGAUAAGAAGCAUAGAGAAUGUGUUUCGAUGAAGGAAUAUUAUUGUUCGAAAUUAAUGAUUAGUCCUAGCGAAGCUAUGGAGCAGUACAGGCUUGAUUGGAUUUCUAGAUUCCAGACCACUAUCCGAUCUAAUUUGUAUACGUCAGUUCGUGAUGCUGUUCGAAGAGGCGAUAAUGACCCUUCACACGUUGGUAAAUGUGUGGUGUUGCCUGCUUCAUUCACGGGUUCCAAACGAUACAUGUCACAGUAUUUCAAGGACUCCUUGGCACUCUGUCGUAGCAUAGGUCAUCCAACAUUAUUUCUCACCAUGACCACUAACACAAAAUGGCCUAAAAUAACACAGUAUUUCAAGGACUCCUUGGACUGAAAUGAUGAAGUACCUUCCCGGCGUAGAUGUUUCCGAUGCUCCGGAUGUGACAACACGUGUUUUCAAGUUAAAGCUCGAUCAAUUGAUUGAUCUAAUUAAGAAAAAAAAACUACUUUGGGAAAUGCACAGGGUUAAUACACGUUAUUGAGUUCCAGAAGCGCGGUUUGCCACAUGCUCACAUGCUCAUUUGGCUACACGAUAAAGAUAAACCAAAGUCCAUUGAAGAUAUUGACAAUUUGGUAUCUGCUGAGAUUCCUGACCCCGAGAAAGACAAGAUUGGACAUGAGGCAGUUAAAAAUUACAUGAUUCACGGUCCAUGCGGCAAAGACAAGAGAGAUUCGCCCUGUAUGGUAAAUGACAGAUGUUUUAGACACUUUCCAAAAAAGUUUAAUGGAAUCACAUGUUUUGAUGAAUGUGGGUUUCCUGUAUAUCGUAGACGCAGAACUGGUAUUCACUACUAGAAAAACUGCC
Daucus carota subsp. sativus is the source of this 1897-nucleotide messenger RNA. RefSeq lists its product as uncharacterized. Lineage: Eukaryota; Viridiplantae; Streptophyta; Magnoliopsida; Apiales; Apiaceae. The coding region runs from base 185 to 1426 and encodes 413 amino acids. The transcript has 6 exons. The record is from RefSeq and is a predicted model, not a curated record.